Molecule: messenger RNA, 996 nt
Organism: Eptesicus fuscus (big brown bat)
Lineage: Eukaryota; Metazoa; Chordata; Mammalia; Chiroptera; Vespertilionidae
Product: protein TsetseEP-like
Exons: 4
Coding region: 1-996 (331 amino acids)
Source: RefSeq, a predicted model, not a curated record
AUGUUUUCGUGUUGUCUCCCCGUGUCCCGAGGCCGAUGCCUCCAGAGAGGCAGCGAGGAGAGUGUGUUUAGUCGUGGCCGCCGCUGGAUCCGGACCCGGACUCAGCGCAAAGGACGCCUGUGGCCCUUUUCCCGGCGGCGGCGCUCAGAGAGCUCAACCCUGGUCAACGAUUGGAUGAAUAUGAUCGUGGAGCAGCCGCAUCUGUUCUAUGAAUACCCCCGCCCCAUGUGCCUCAGGGAGGGGCUGGUGAGCCACACCGCUUUGGGCCAGCGCAGGCCUGAAGUGCGUGUGGCCACCUGGGGGUCUGGGGAGCCAGGGCCCAUGGGUGCAGGGAGAUGGACUCCUCCACCCGAGCCACACAGGCCCCACCAGCCUCCGACCCGGAAGCCGUUCAGUCCCAACAGGCAGAUGGCACUUUUCAACUCGGGGCUCCCGUGCUUUGUCCCGUGGCUAGAAGACCUCCUGCAGCCCAUGGAAGCAGAGCCCAAGGCACCAGCCCAGGGGGCAGACGUGGCUCCUCCUGUAACACCCCAAGUCCACCCUGAGGAGCUGGAGGCAGAGCUGGAGGCAGAGCUGGAGGCACAGCUGGAGGCAGAGCUGGAGGCAGAGCUGGAGGCAGAGCUGGAGGCGUGUGAACCUCCAGAGCCCGUGCCACCUCCAGCAGCCUCUCCAGCUGCAGCUGUGGAGCCAGGGCCGGCCCCAGACACAACUGAGGCCCCACCAGCGCUGGAAGAAGAACCCUCCCCAGGACCCUUGCUGGUUCCUGCCUCAGAGGAGGAGCUGCCUGUGGAGGAGCCAACUCAAGGGCCGCUUGUUGAAUGCCCUCACCCCGUCCCAAGGAAAGAACUUGUCGUCCCCCGCCUUCUUGAUAUUUCCAUUUUCUUUACUGCUCUUAUUUUGUCUUUAUGUUCUCCAUGGCUUUCUGGUUUAAAUGAAAGUUCUUUUAGCCAGAAGAAAGCAGAUACUGGAUACUCUAAAGACAAGUGUGACAUUUAA